Callorhinchus milii (elephant shark) is the source of this 1560-nucleotide messenger RNA. RefSeq names its product xylulose kinase-like. Gene Ontology annotation, biological process: carbohydrate metabolic process. The record is from RefSeq and is a predicted model, not a curated record. The transcript has 5 exons. Lineage: Eukaryota; Metazoa; Chordata; Chondrichthyes; Chimaeriformes; Callorhinchidae. Gene Ontology annotation, molecular function: kinase activity. Bases 1 to 387 code for a protein of 128 amino acids.
AUGGUGACAAGUUGGGUGGCUGCUCUGGGACAACCAACGCCGGGAGCCAUAAUGGGCUUGGCGAGGAUGCCCAGGCUGGAGCAGAGGAAGGAAAGCAAAGUGCUGGCGACAGGUGGGGCUUCUGUGAACCUGGAUAUACUGCAGGUUCUGUCGGAUGUGUUCAAUUCUCCAGUGUACACAAUCAAAACAUCUGAUUCAGCUUGUUUGGGAAGUGCUUUCAGAGCAAAACAAGGGCCGACAGGGAAGGCCUUCAGAGAUGUUAUAAAAACGGGACCAGAACCAAAGCUUGUAGUAAGACCCAGCCCUGAAUCAGAGAAGGCAUAUUGUGUCAGCCGGUUUCAAAUGUUGGAGCAUUCAAUUAUGCACAGUUGUGAUAUGCCAGAAUGAUUUCUGUGAGAAUAUUCAUUGUUUACUUGAUGCAAUUAUAGUUAAACUAUAGUUAAAUGAGAAUUCAAUUUAGCAUUUCUAGAUAAUACAUUCCUGUACACUACAUAUUUUUCCGCUAUGUUUUGUCUGGUAUUUCCUUGGUACAUUUUCUGUAUAUUUUCUACCCUUGGAAAAGCUCAGCCCUUAACUUGGUUAUUAUUCAGACUUUAUCGAAUAACACAGCAGUUUAUUAGUUGAUGAGAUGCUAUAUGCCGUGUUACAUUUUCCACAUGAAAUCCCAUUCUCUUCCUUCUGCAUGAGAAUAUUAGCCUUGAUCCUUGUUUUCUGCAAUAGGUGAAGGGAGCCAUUAUCCACAGAACAUCGAUGCAAAAUACUAACCUGUGUAUCAGACAGUCACAAGAGAAGCGGAUGCUAAUGUUAAGGCAUCUUAAUGAUUUUAAACACUAAACAUGUUUGGUCAGACUACUGGGGUGGCUUUCUUGCUACCAAUUAAUCACUCCUGAGUAACUUGUAACAACUUGGAUAUCCUGACAUCAAGGAAAAUUACACUUAAAAUAUGAAAUUCAUUUGAAAGAAGGGAGAUUUGUCCCAAAUAUUUCAUGGUGUGUUGAAUUCAGCAAGAGUGAAUCAAAAUAGAAGAAUGACUUGCAAGAUGCCAAUUAGACUAAUCCAUUACUUCCACUUGAGGGACCACACUUUUCCCCUUUAUGUAGAGAUUCAGUAAAACCCUCGCUGUGUCUUUUAGUACUGUGUAAUCCAAGAUACAUUAUGAUGAGCAGUUCUAAAUUUAUGUAUACACACACAUUAAAUUCUUACAGCCAAUCUGAUUAGCCCACCACCACCCUUUGCUUCCUGCCUUUAUCUAGAAUUCUCAUGUUGCAGCAACUCAAAAUGACACUGGGGAACAACCAGACAUGCUUCUGAAGCAAACUUGUUUCAAUGACUGAUCACAUUCCAAGGUCACUAAAAUGACCUGGACAUUUACUAAUGUUCCAACUUAUUUAAGAGCAGAUUUUAUGGUUCUUGCUUGAAAGUUAAAAUGUUUUAGUGUUAUAUUAACUGGCUGUUGUUUCACAUGAUUUAUUUUCAAUUUAUUGUUAAAUUAAAAAAUUCUAGCUGAAAAGAUUUUUGUAGUUAUUUUUAACAUUAAACUCCCUCAUCUCAAUAAGGAAA